UAGAUUAUUCAUGCUAGCACUUAGUAAGCCUCGAUAAAGUUUCAGCAUGAUUACUCUUUACGACCUACCGUCCAAAGCAACCUAUGCUCCGGGAACUAUGAUGACCUGGCGCACUAGGUACGCCCUAAACCUCAAAAAUCUGCCCUACCAGACUGUCUACGUCGAGCUACCUGAUAUCGAAGCCCUCGCUAAAAGGAUCGGCGCCGCCCCCACCAGCACGAAAUCCAACGGUGUCUCUCAUCUCUACACCAUACCCAUCAUUCAAGAUGAUUCUACGGGUGCUGUCGUCUCCGACUCUGCCGCCAUAGCAGCCUAUCUCGAUAAGACAUACCCUUCCUCCGGGCCCGUGCUCUUACCUACCGGGACGAUGACCCUACAGCUCGCUUUUGCCGAUGCAGUCAGUGACGCCUUUGACCAUCUCCGGUUGCCCCUCUUUUAUUCGGACUUGGUGGUGAAGACGAACGCCCGGACGGCAAUUUAUAUGAGAGAAAAUUUAGAGGCUCCGGAGGGCGAAGAGCGGAAGAGGUUGUGGGCGAUUACGAAAGAGAAGCUGGCAAAGAUGAACAAAUGCUUCGAAGAGAGUGAGGGUGACUUUGUUAUGGGGAGUGAACCGUGUUUUUCAGACACGGCGCUUUGCGGGUUUUUGUGGUUCAUGAGGAGGGUGGUUGGAGAGGAGAGUGAAGAGUGGAAAGCCUUUGCUUCUUGGAAUGAGGGAAGGUGGGCAAAGCACUUGGAGAAUUUCAGGCCGUACGAAAAGAUUUUGUAGGCAAGGACGUCCACGAACGAAUACCAAUGAGCUACACUUGCAGAUUCUUUCUAGCGACUACCACGGUGUGAUUUUUUCUCUGAGGUUGUUGCCAGUUGUUCUUCGAAUCUCACGUCUAGUUUCAUCCUCCUUGGAAGGAUCGGUGUACCUCGAAACUUCCGUCGCGCACCUCGCUUUCCCUGGUGAUAUGCAUGGCAAGGAAAGCUCAUAUUAGUGUGUCAUAUUCUCAACGAACAUAGUCAAGAACAUGACGAACUCCGACAAAAUGGCUUUGCUGUUCAGAUCUGGUGCGAUAUUGUGAAAAGCCAUCCUCUUUGUAAUGAUUUGCACGCUCUGAACCUGGAUUGGUCUCGUCUGCAGACAACUAAAGCUCCUCGCUUCCGGGAAAUUAACACGAGAAUUUCGGACUUUAUGUAUCUCCAGGCUCUUGCGCAUUCAGUUGGCUUUUAGCAUUGGUAGUGUCAGGUAGGUAGGGAGGUAACCACGUUAACCCU
Molecule: messenger RNA, 1260 nt
Organism: Desarmillaria tabescens
Lineage: Eukaryota; Fungi; Basidiomycota; Agaricomycetes; Agaricales; Physalacriaceae
Exons: 5
Coding region: 47-766 (239 amino acids)
Biological process (GO): glutathione metabolic process; L-phenylalanine catabolic process
Molecular function (GO): maleylacetoacetate isomerase activity; glutathione transferase activity
Source: RefSeq, a predicted model, not a curated record